ACUUUGCAUAGAUAAUAAUCAGAGAGUAGCAGCAGCCUAACAAAUGGGGUGGGACAGUGCAAAUAGUAUUGGUAGCCAUUUGAUUAGCUGUUCAGGAGUCUUAUGGCUUGGGGGUAGAAGCUGUUUAGAAGCCUCUUGGAUCUAGACUUGGCGCUCCGGUACCACUUGCCGUGCGGUAGCAGAGAGAACAGUCUAUGACAAGGUCGGCUGGAGUCUUUGACAAUUUUUAGGGCUUUCCUCAGACACCGCCUAUGUGUGUUGUACAUGCACCCUGGGUUAAUUUUCCUGUUUUAAGGACAUCUCCCAAUCUCUCUGUUAUGUGGUAAACGUUCAUCUCUGGGUCUUUGGGUUUGGUAUAAGAGCUUGAGAUAGGCUAUUGCACCUGUCCAUAAAUCCACAAUAGCCUACAAUUUAUAAUUCAGGAAAAUGACUAUAUGUAGAAUCCUGUAGAAUGGUAUAUACAGCAUGCCAUACAAGUCCACGAGGAGACCUGACCAAUUAAGCCUUUCAUGAAUACCAUAUGCAAUAAAAACGUCCCAUGACGGUAAUCUUUAUUUAGCCAAGGCAUAGAUCUGGAGAGAGACAUAUUCAAAUUAAAUUGAACAGACAGAGACAGAUCUGCCUGAAGUUACACAGUUUGUCACAACACAGGGAACACAUUUAUUUCAACAUGUGAAACAAUCGUCUGUUGUGUACUAGAAUAAAGAGGAAAUCUUCUGAGACAUGUCAUGUGAAAUAUGACUGUAAGUCUGUAACAUGACUCAGAACGUCACAGGCGGAAGGUCAUGGAGCAAUAGAACGGAAGCGAGAGUAAUAGCACAUCCGCCGUUGUGGAAUAGUGUAUUCCAAUCGGGCAUUAGGCAGUUUCAGAGUGAGUGAUAUAUUUUAGCCGAACGUCAAUUAGAUUGGAAACAUAUAGGCUUACAUCAUUGACAGAUACAAAGACGCAAUCCUCGGCGCUCGAGAAAAGAUUGUAGCGAUCUGACGACUGGAGAAAAACACCGCCUCUACAUACACAGAGAGAUUGGAUAACCCGAGACUCGCUGAGAAAAAAAUAUCGGAGUGCAGAAGCAGGAGAAACCGUGGACAGUCACAAACCGCAUUCAGUUUCGGCUCCUGGAGGAUGUCUGGAACCACCGUCGAUCAGAGACCCAAAGGACAAGGAAAUAAAGUACAAAACGGAUCAAUGCAUCAGAAGGAGGGAGUAAACGAUGAAGACUUUGAACCUUACCUAAGCAGCCAGACAAAUCAGAAUAACAGCUACCCACCAAUGUCCGACCCCUACAUACCCAGCUACUAUGCUCCUUCCAUCGGCUUCCCUUACUCCCUGGGGGAGGCCCCCUGGUCCACUGCGGGGGACCCCCCCAUGCCCUACCUGACCACCUAUGGACAGAUGAGCAAUGGCGAGCACCACUUUAUCCCCGACGGGGUGUUCAGCCAGCCGGGCGCCCUGGGCAACACCCCUCCCUUCCUCAGCCAGCACGGCUUCAACUUCUUCCCUGGAAACGCAGACUAUUCCACCUGGGGCACCAGUGUCUCUCAGGGCCAGUCCACACAGAGCAAUGCCUAUAGUAAUAGUUAUGGUUACACCCCUAGUUCCCUGGGGAGGGCUAUAGCUGAUGGACAGGCAGGCUUCAGCAGUGAUGCCCAGAUCAGUAAGGUCCCGGUACUGAGCAGCAUCGAGCAGGGCAUGACUGGGUUAAAACUGGACAUGGGCGCCGCCGUCACCAAGACUGUCGGCUCGCCCCUUGGGGGCACGUUGGGCAUGAGUAGCAUGGCGGCCAAUAACAUGCCUCCAUUGGUUAGUUCCUCUGCCCCCAAACCCACGUCCUGGGCAGCCAUUGCCAGGAAGCCGGCCAAGCCCCAACCCAAGGUCAAGCCCAAAGCCAACAUGGGGAUGGGAGCCCCUGCCAUUCCCCCGCCGCCCAUAAAGCACAACAUGAACAUUGGCACCUGGGACGAUAAGGGCUCCGUCAACAAGCCCCCCUUAGCUCAGGCCAUGAUGCAACCUCAGACCAUGGUGCAGCAGACCCUGAUGGGCCAGCCCCAGCCCCUGCUGCAGAGCCCUCUGCCCCACCAGCACCCACACCAGCACCAACAUCAGCACCAGCAGCACCACCAACCCUUUCAGCUGCAGUCCCUCCAGUCUCCCCAACACCCCCAGCAGAUGCCUCCAGGCCCCCCUCACCACCACCAACACACCCACCAGAACUUCUCCUCCCAGCCUGGCCCCCCUCAACCUAUGCAUCAACACCAACAUCCCCAACCCCCACCCCAGAACCGCUGGGUGGCACCCCGGAACAGGGGCACCUUCAACCAAGGAGGGGCGGAAGGCUUUGGGAUGGGUGUUGGUGGGGUCCCCCUUAGUGCCUCUCCCAGCUCCGGGGAGGUGCACCCGGUGUUAGAGAAACUGCGGGCCCUCAACAACUACAACCCCAAAGACUUUGACUGGAACCUGAAGAACGGCCGCGUGUUCAUCAUCAAGAGCUACUCUGAGGACGACAUCCACCGCUCCAUCAAGUACUCCAUCUGGUGCAGCACCGAGCACGGCAACAAGCGCCUGGACGGGGCCUACCGCUCGCUGGGGGCCAAGGGGCCCCUCUACCUGUUGUUCAGCGUCAACGGCAGCGGUCAUUUCUGCGGCGUGGCAGAGAUGCGCUCGCCCGUGGAUUACAACGCCUACGCAGGCGUCUGGUCUCAGGACAAGUGGAAGGGCAAGUUUGAGGUGAAGUGGGCAUUUGUGAAGGACGUGCCCAACAGCCAGCUGAGGCACAUCAGACUGGAGAACAAUGACAACAAGCCCGUCACCAACUCCAGGGACACUCAAGAGGUGCCUCUGGAAAAGGCCAAGCAAGUGCUUAAAAUUAUUGCCACUUUCAAGCAUACCACCUCAAUCUUUGAUGACUUUGCACAUUACGAGAAGCGCCAGGAGGAGGAAGAGGCCCUGCGGAGGGUGAGAGAACCGUGCUGCUGACACACACAGCCUUUUCCUUUUGGGGACCGGCGAAGUGGCAGCACUUGUCUGAAUUUUCCUUGUUUUACGAUCCUUGUGAGGACUUCUGGUCCCCACAAGGAUAGUAAAACCACACACACACACACACACACACACACACACACACACACAGCCCUAUUGUAUCAGCUGGCAGCAGAGUGUGUAUGUGUGUGAGAUGGUCACUCAGUCAUACAGUGUAAUACUGGUCAGUGGUCAACAGCGGUCAUCAUCUGGCCUCUCUUAGUUCGUAGGCUUCUUGUCUACUCUAACAAUCCAUUUCUACCAGUGUCAUUAGUCCAAGGUGGUGGGUUCUACCAGUGUCAUUAGUCCAAGGUGGUGGGUUCUACAAGUGUCACUAGUCCAUGGUAGUGGGUUCUACCAGUGUCACCAGUCCAUGGUGGUGGGUUCUACCAGUGUCACUAGUCCAUGGUAGUGGGUUCUACCAGUGUCACUAGUCCAUGGUAGUGGGUUCUACCAGUGUCACUAGUCCAAGGUGGUGGGUUCUACCAGUGUCACUAGUCCAUGGUAGUGGGUUCUACCAGUGUCACUAGUCCAUGGUAGUGGGUUCUACCAGUGUCACUAGUCCAAGGUGGUGGGUUCUACCAGUGUCACUAGUCCAUGGUAGUGGGUUCUACCAGUGUCACUAGUCCAAGGUGGUGGGUUCUACCAGUGUCACUAGUCCAAGGUGGUGGGUUCUACCAGUGUCACUAGUCCAAGGUGGUGGGUUCUACCAGUGUCACUAGUCCAAGGUGGUGGGUUCUACCAGUGUCACUAGUCCAAGGUGGUGGGUUCUACCAGUGUCAUUAGUCCAUGGUGGUGGGUUCUACUAGUGUCAUUAGUCCAAGGUGGUGGGUUCUACCAGUGUCACUAGUCCAUGGUAGUGGGUUCUACCAGUGUCAUUAGUCCAAGGUGGUGGGUUCUACCAGUGUCAUUAGUCCACGGUGGUGGGUUCUACCAGUGUCAUUAGUCCAAGGUGGUGGGUUCUACCAGUGUCAUUAGUCCAAGGUGGUGGGUUCUACCAGUGUCAUUAGUCCAAGGUGGUGGGUUCUACCAGUGUCAUUAGACCAAGGUGGUGGGUUCUACUAGUGUCAUUAGUCCAAGGUGGUGGGUUCUACCAGUGUCACUACAUUAGUCCAAGGUGGUGGGUUCUACUAGUGCCAUUACUCUAAGGUGGUGAGGUAGGUUCAUGUGUUGAAUUAGCAGCUCAUCCCUCAGGCCUGACCAUCUCUGCAUUGGUCCAACCAGGAAACACUAUCUGAUCUGGCAGCCAUUUUGUGUGACUGUGUGCUUCUAUUAGAGUGAUGAUUCGCCCACGGAACUGGAGAGUGGGACACGCAGGGGUUUCCUGAAAUUGGCUGCAUUCCUCACAUACCUCCUCUCAGACAAAGGCAGAAGCGGCUCUGAUCUACCUUUGAACACCAGGCCUCUGGCAGAGACGGGCUCCUCUUGCUUCAUUAGCUGUACAGCCCCACUCUAUAUGCCUAAUGUAUAUCACUGGGUUUCUAUGGGUUCCGUUUUAACAUUGUUUAUGUUUCGGGGUUAUUUCACAAUGUUUUGGGAAACAAUUACAUUAUUCAAUGGUUCUUACUUGCGCAAGCCGACACACUUUGAGCAAUAAUAUACAUACAACCUAUUGAAGGCAGAGAACUGAGACAAUUCCAAUUCACACAUGAGUAUAAUACACACUUGUACAUGUGUGAAAUAAGACAAAUAUAAGCACCCAGCUAAUUAUUAUCAUUGUUAUAGGAUGGACCAGCUAGGAAAUCUAGGAAACACAUUCUUAAUUAAAAAUACAUAUUCUAAUCUCAUUAUAUUAAAGGCCCAGUGCAGUCAAAAUGUGAUUUUCCCUGUGUUUUAUGUAUAUUUCUACACUGAGGUUGGAAUAGUACUGUGAAAAUGAUGAUAAUGUCCUUUUAGUGUAAGAGCUGUUUGAAAAGACCAUCUGAAAUGUCAGCCUGUUUUGGUGGGGUGGAGUUUUGGCCUGCCUGAUGACCUCACCAGGUGGUAAAUGAGUUAAUAGACCAAUAAGGAGUUCCAAACCUCUCGGCCAAUAACAGCCAGUUUGCUGUUUUCCCGUCCCCACUCAGACCACUCCCAGAUAGUCCUAGCACAAUUCUUGCUUUAGAAAUGACUCCUUGCAAAGAAGAUAUUUUUGUUUCUUUUUGAAAACAAUCACAUUAAGGUACUUCAUUGUUACCCAGAAAUGAUUUGAUAUUGAGCUAAAAAAAAUGUCAGGAUUGGACCGUUAAGAA
Molecule: messenger RNA, 5244 nt
Organism: Oncorhynchus keta (chum salmon)
Lineage: Eukaryota; Metazoa; Chordata; Actinopteri; Salmoniformes; Salmonidae
Product: YTH domain-containing family protein 3-like
Exons: 4
Coding region: 1124-2974 (616 amino acids)
Biological process (GO): mRNA destabilization
Cellular component (GO): cytoplasm
Molecular function (GO): mRNA binding; N6-methyladenosine-containing RNA reader activity
Source: RefSeq, a predicted model, not a curated record